This is a messenger RNA of Photinus pyralis (common eastern firefly), 3827 nucleotides long. RefSeq names its product probable multidrug resistance-associated protein lethal(2)03659. The transcript is spliced from 8 exons. The coding region runs from base 37 to 3816 and encodes 1259 amino acids. The record is from RefSeq and is a predicted model, not a curated record. Gene Ontology annotation, molecular function: ATP hydrolysis activity; ABC-type transporter activity; ATP binding. Gene Ontology annotation, cellular component: membrane. Gene Ontology annotation, biological process: transmembrane transport. NCBI's taxonomy places the organism in Eukaryota, Metazoa, Arthropoda, Insecta, Coleoptera, Lampyridae.
CACAAAACUUGAGUAAGUACAUAAAACACGGUAGCAAUGAAUAACACGUGUAAGACCAGACGUAAAUCAAAUCCUCGACAGAAUGCAAAUCCUCUGCUUGCUGCCACAUUUCUGUAUGUGUUGCCGACUUACAUUAAGGGACAACAAAAGCCAUUCCAGGAAGAUGAUCUUUACGAAACAGUCAGAGAUCUGCAGUCCGAACGUUUGGGGAACAAGGUGGAAAUAUUAUGGGAUCUAGCAAGUGGCGUGGAGAAGAAACCUUCGCUUGUAAAAGUUUUAAUUUCUGCUUUUGGUUUCGAGUACAUUACUUCUGGAAUAAUUCUGGCCAUAUUAGAAUUAGUAGUUAAGCCUGCGCAAGCCGUGUUUCUCGGGCGCUUACUACUGUUCUACAUGCCAAUUGUUGACGUUAACACGCAUACGACCCAAGAGGAGGCACGAUGGUAUGCAGGGGGCAUAGUUUUUUUCUCAUUUUUGCGAAUAACGCUAUUUCAUCCGCUCAUCGUGCACACCCAAUUGAUCGGUUUGAAAGCCAAAAUAGCUUGUUGCGCGUUGAUCUAUCGGAAAACGCUCAAGUUGAACAAUGCCGCGUUUAGCAAAACGAACAUUGGACAAAUGAUCAAUUUGCUAUCGAAUGAUGUGAUCAUAUUUACUAAAUGUGCAUUGAUGCUAAAUCACUUGUGGGUGGGCCCACUACAAUGCCUUGUAGUUACAUGUUUAAUGUAUCACUAUGUUGGAGUUUCGUCAAUCUUUGGCGUAUUGCUACUGAUACUAUUUCUACCAGCAUACUAUUGGCUGGGUAACUUGGCAUCCAAGUAUCGAUCAAAAGCUGCUAUGCGGACAGAUGCCAGAGUGUGUUACAUGAAUGAAGUUAUCCUAGGAAUUGAAAUAAUCAAAAUGCACGCUUGGGAAAAACUAACUACAAGCUUGAUGCUGUCGCUUCGCAAGUAUGUUCGCACAAGUUCCCACACAAGUGCGCUCAUUAUAUGUUUCAGUCUGGAAAUGAAAUAUAUUCGGCUAUGCACGUAUGUAAAAGCUGCAUACAUGUCUUGUGAUAUAGUUGUGAUACCGAUCAUUCUUUGGGUAACAAUCGUAGUGUAUGUGUGCCAUAAUACCAUUAGGGCAGAUACGGUGUUUACACUGAUAUUGUAUUACAAUUCACUACGUUUAUCCAUAGGAAAAUUUUUCCCGCAAGCUCUUAGCUAUCGUGCCGAAGCACUCGUCUCCGCCAGGCGCAUCAACGAAUUCUUGCUGAAUACCGAAAUUCAAUUGGAAAACGCCGAAAGCACAACCGAUCCGAUUGCCAUUCGAAUUAGUGAGGGUAAUGCUAAAUGGAAGGAAGAUCUCACAUUAAAAGACAUUAAUUUGACGGUGAAUCCCGGAGAGUUGGUCGCAAUUGUUGGGCAAGUCGGAUGCGGAAAAUCAAGUUUGUUAAACGUGUUACUGAAGGAGCUGAAUUUGUUUUCUGGAAAGUUGUACAUAAACGGAGAAAUCAGUUACGCCUCGCAGGAUGCUUGGCUAUUUCGUGGCAGUGUUCGGGAUAACAUUUUGUUUGGCGAAAAAAUGGACGAGGUUCGUUACAAGGAGGUGGUGCGUGUGUGUGCUCUAGAAUGUGACUUUAAUUCAUUGCCAUACGGCGAUCUUACCAUGGUCGGAGGACGAGGCGCUUCCUUGAGUGGUGGCCAGAAGGCGAGAAUAAAUUUGGCACGCGCCGUAUACAGAGAUUCCGACAUUUACCUACUCGACGACCCUCUUGCCUCGGUCGAUGCUCGAGUCGCCAAACAAAUAUUCGAGGAGUGUAUUAAAGGGUAUUUAAAGGGGAAAACUAUAAUGCUAGUUACACAUCAAAUAAAAUUCCUGACAGAUGUGGAUCGGUUAAUUGUCUUAGAAAACGGUGCGAUAAUUUCUCAAGGUUCAAUGGAUGAAAAGGCAGCCCUUGACUAUUCCAAGGGGAUAGAUGACUUUGACGUAGAAGAACUCGGCUCUCGAAAAUUAGCACACAAGGUUCAAAAUGUUACCAAAGAACAAAAAUCUGAAGGUUCAGUGUCAAAAAGUGUAUAUCGACGGUACAUAGCUUCUUGUGGAUUUUUAUCGUUUUUGAACGUUGCUGUGCUGUUCAUAUUAACGCAGGCAUUGAUUAGUGGAGGAUCCUAUUUCUUGGCGUAUUGGGUCAACAUAGCACAAACCAAAGCACCGUCUCCAGAGCAGAGCAAUUCCAGUAAUGUUUCACAGAUCUUGGAGUAUAACGAAGAUACGAAGAACAUGCAUAUUUUCACAUAUUCCAUUAUAACCAUCGCCUGCACGGUUAUUGUAUGCAUACGGUCAUAUGCAUUCUGCUCCAUGUUACUCAAAUCAUCUCAAACACUGCACAACAAUAUGUUUAAAAACGUUAUCGGUGGAACGAUGCAUUUUUUUAACACAAAUCCCCAAGGAAGAAUAAUAAAUCGAUUCUCACAGGACAUGGGAACUGUUGAUGCAGUGCUACCACCUGUUGCAAUUGACACAAUUCAAUUAUUGGUAUCGGCAUUUGCUUCAGUUACACUGAUCGCAAUUGUAAACUACUGGCUAUUAAUACCGACAGUAGUAAUAGGCUCAUUAUGCUACGGUUUGAGAGCAUUUUGUAUACCAACAAUGCGCAAUGUGAAAAGGCUGGAAGGUGUAACGCGGAGUCCAGUUUUUGAACACUUAAGUUCAUCACUGCAAGGCCUGAGCACUAUUCGAGCUUUUCAAGCUGAAGCAAUUUUAAAAGAAGAAUUCGACGCCCAUCAAGAUUUACAUAGCGGCAGCUAUCAUUUAUUCUUAAGCACGUCACAAGGGUUUGGCUACUUCUUAGACUGCAUAUGCGCAAUAUACCUUGCUGCCGUCACCUUUAGCUUUGUUAUCUCUGGCAGUGAUAUCCUCGGUGGCAACGUAGGGCUCGCCAUUACCGAGUGUCUAACCGUGACAAGUAUACUUCAGUGGGCAAUGCAACAGACGGCGGAGUUUGAAAACAACAUGACAUGCGUGGAACGCAUCUUGGAGUACGAGUCAAUCGCACAAGAAGAAAUUACCGGUGAAGAGGUUCAACUAUGGCCGAAGGACGGAGAAAUACUGUUCCGCAACGUUUCGCUUCAAUACCUUCCGGAUGCUCCACCUACUUUGAAAAACAUAAAUUUCAAAGUUGCCCCAACGGAAAAAAUUGGAAUUAUUGGACGAACUGGCGCAGGAAAAACAUCAAUAGUCAACGCUCUUCUUCGGCUAAGUCCAAUGUCUGGAGAAAUUCUCAUUGAUGCGGUUGACACAAAGAGCAUAAGUUUGCAAGCGUUACGCUCGAAGAUCUCGGUCAUCCCUCAAGAUCCUACUCUAUUUUCUGGCACUUUGAGGCAAAACUUGGAUCCAUUUCAAGAGUAUGAUGAUAGCGCUCUGUGGAAUGUUCUCGAAGAGGUUGAACUGAAAAAAUUAUUUACAUCCCUACCAGAAGGUUUAUCUCAUGUUAUUAACCAAGGUGGAACAAAUGUAAGUGUGGGUCAACGUCAGUUGAUAUGCUUAGCACGUGCCAUUCUGCGUAAUAACAAGAUAUUAAUCAUGGAUGAAGCAACUGCGAAUGUGGACUUGGAAACGGAUAGUUUAAUACAAAGGACGAUUAGAAAUAAAUUUGAGACAUGUACAGUGCUUACUAUUGCACAUAGAUUAGAGACAGUUAUGGAUUCUGAUAAAGUUCUAGUUAUGAAUGCAGGUGAAGUGGUGGAGUUUGAUAAACCAUCUGUGUUGCUUAAUAAUGUCAACGGAUACUUUUAUAAAAUGUAUCAAAGGUUUAACAAACAUCAACAUAGUACAUAGUAUGUCAUCAU